UUGCAGUCUGCAUGCUGCUGCUGCAGCAUUGGGUGGUGGUGAUCGGGUUGUAGCGGACCCCCCCUCCAUCUUCCAGCCUCCAUGACGCGGUGUAGCACGUCUCAGGCUUCCAUUUCGGGGGUGCACUUGGAGCCCCUGGAAUACUCCGACUGUGGAUGCCGAAAACUCAGAGAUCUCAUGUCUCAACGCUCAUUUUGUCCCCGCCAGGUCUGACCAGUGCGGCGAGACCCGACAUCCGCGACUGAAACUGAGAUAUGCAAGCAAUCGAAUGUUCCUGUGGUAGGAUUGGAGCCAGGGUGAAGGAUUGUGAACGUCGUUAGAAUAGGAGCGGAGGUAGCGGCGUGUUCUGAGUGAUUUGGAAAAAUCGAGGCACUUCUUCUGAUUCCGUCUCUUUUUCACAGUGUGGUCGCAUGGAAGGAUUGAUUGAUUGAAGAGAUGAAGGAGGAUUUGUCGUUUUGGCUGGCUGGAUUCUCUUUCCCAUGCACGUACUGUCAGCGGUUUUUCUUUCCACGCAAUCUACGUCGUGGCCUCGCAUGAGCAGUCGUUUCAAUUCCUCAUCAUAUGGACACUACCCAGCCCUUUCCGCCCCUGUGAUUUCCCUUCACUCUGAUCUAGUUAAUCCGUCUUCAAUUAUUAGCAUUGUACUCUUCUUCUCUGUGGUUGAGCUCAACAGGCACUCGUUGCUCCAAUCAAUGCACAUGGCAGAAAUUCUCUUACAAUGCGCUUAAUUAUAUGGCUUGCUGCGGCUCGACUUGGUCCCCGAACCCUAAAUGUCUCCCUGUAGGCAUUCAGUUGUAAGCAGAUUCUGGUGGUGGAAAUAGGAAUGAAUUAGUGGUCUGCAUUUCAGUCACCUCUAUGGAUGCUUCCAUCUUCUGUUAUGGCAGGUUUAAGCAGUGCUCUUGUAUCUGCAUUUUCUUCGCCAGAAAAAAAUACUAUUCACGUUGUGCAUGCAUCAGCUACUUCAACUGCUGAAUUAUGCCCAAAUCACAUUAUGUUUGAAGCAGAGCCGACAUGGCUGCACUCAAGCCGCGCAGUUCUCUACGCUUUUUGCAUUAUUUACUGCUUCGUAGGGUUGGCUACGAUCACCAACCUCUACAUGGAGGCGAUGGAGAAAAUCGUUCACCAAACUCGUAAAGUUGUUCGUCAUAAUUACGAAAUAGGCAGCGAUGAAAUAGUUCAUGAAAGGAUAUGGAAUCUAGUAAUUGCAGAUAUUACUCUCUUGGCACUGGGGACUAGCGCUCCUCAGAUUUCGCUGGCUAUAAUUGAUGCUUUCCAGCAGCUUGGUCAGAAGACUGAAGCGGGCUUGGGUCCAGGAACAAUUAUUGGCUCUGCAGCAUUCAAUCUCUACAUUAUUCUUGCCGUCUGCGUUCUUGUUCCUAAAGCUGGCUCCACCAAACACAUCCGGAGUAUUGGAGUAUGGAUUGUUGAAUUGACUUGGUCGAUGUGGGCUUAUAUCUGGCUUGCAAUUAUCCUGCAGGUGUCUUCUCCCGACGUGGUAGAGCCGUGGGAAGCUGUAUGCACAGUUUUGCAGUUUCCCAUUCUUAUGAUGCAUGCCUACGUCCAAGACGUAGGCUUGGAGACCUUGUGCUGUCCAAGCAUGAUUGUUUCAUGGAAGCCCAUUAGGAAGUAUUUUUCACUGGCAAUUUACGACGGCGAAAUCCAUGAUCAGUCAGCUUCUUUCUCCAAUCUUGAAGUCUUCUCGGAGCAAAGUACAUCUGACUUGGAGCGCGUAGAUCUGCAAUAUCUACCUAUGAAAGAAAUUAGAAAUGGGGUCACAUUUGAUGAUCAUAGGAUUUCGCCAUUUGAACGGCAGCAGGUCAUAGGUGCAAACGACAUAAGUGAACAACUGACUUGUGGCAGCAAGAAUUCAGAGAGCAAUCAAGAAUUGGUUAAGUUGCGAUCGACGAAUGAAAUUGACGAACAUACCUCUGGACGGACCAAUGCUUGUUCCCUCUGGAAGAUGCAGUUUCUUGACGCCAUUUUUAUCGAGAAGCAUGUAGAUGAGAGUGGGAAGGAUCAUUCCCCGAUAGCUGUGGAUUGUGUUGGUCAUCUAAUCAUAUUACCGUGGAGGUUUCUCUUUGCUUUUCUUCCACCACCGAUGCUGUUAAAUGGAUGGCCGGCUUUCAUGUGUGCUCUGGCCUUCAUUACAGUCAUUUCCUGUUUCCUGAUCAAACUGGCCAAUUCAUUUGGUUGCGUCACAGGGGUUUCGGAUUACGUUUUGGCCUUGACGAUCCUGGCAGUCGGUACUUCUUGGCCUGAUCUAAUUGCAAGUAAAAUUGCUGCCAAGCAUCUUCCUACAGCAGAUUCAGCCAUAGCCAACAUUAAUGCAAGCAACUGUAUCAACGUUUACGUCGGCACUGGGAUUCCAUGGCUGCUGCAAUCCUUUUACAACAAGCUCCAGUUGGACGAAGAGUUCAGAGUUCCCUCUGUCGGCAUUGGGUUUUCGCUCAUGCUCUUCUUGGUCACCUUUGUGCUCUGCCAAAUUGUCGUCGUUGGACGGAGAUUCAUUUUCGAAGGAGAGCUGGGAGGACCGCGCAAGUGGGCGUGGGCUUCCUCGUUUUACUUCAUAUUUCUGUGGCUCAUUUUUGUUAUCUUUUCAUGCCUCAGAAAUUACAAUUUGUUGUAGAAAAUACAUUAUUUCUACCUCCAUCUAUUUGAUCGAACACAGUCAAUACCAGAAUUGAUUGACCAAUCAAUAUGCUUUUCUUUCCCAAAAUAUUAUACAGUAAAAACUCAUAGUCCUCUCAUCUUA
Molecule: messenger RNA, 2752 nt
Organism: Physcomitrium patens
Lineage: Eukaryota; Viridiplantae; Streptophyta; Bryopsida; Funariales; Funariaceae
Product: magnesium/proton exchanger 2
Biological process (GO): transmembrane transport; metal ion transport
Cellular component (GO): membrane
Source: RefSeq, a predicted model, not a curated record